Molecule: messenger RNA, 1404 nt
Organism: Daktulosphaira vitifoliae (grape phylloxera)
Lineage: Eukaryota; Metazoa; Arthropoda; Insecta; Hemiptera; Phylloxeridae
Gene: Gclm
Product: glutamate--cysteine ligase regulatory subunit
Exons: 5
Coding region: 138-911 (257 amino acids)
Biological process (GO): glutathione biosynthetic process
Cellular component (GO): glutamate-cysteine ligase complex
Molecular function (GO): glutamate-cysteine ligase catalytic subunit binding; enzyme regulator activity
Source: RefSeq, a predicted model, not a curated record
AACCUAUACAGUAUUUGUCCUUAUAGAUGGCCUAGACCUGUCAAUCUAUCUCUACAACUUGUUAACUAAGUAACACAUUGUACUAAUAAUUAAAUCUUAACAUUAAAACAAUUGUGCAUUUGUAUUUUAAUUUUAAAAUGUCUUCAUUCUCUCUCCCAAAAUCCAUUUCUAAAAUGUAUAUUCAUACUGGAAAUGUGUUAAAUGCCAAUGAUUUGACUCAAAAAGCUGGUCAAAACUCUACUGAAGAAAUUGUUGAAUGUUUGAAUACUUGUUUAUCAAACAGACCGUCACCUUAUUCAAUGAAUGAGAAAUCUUUUCAUUUAAAAUGUGAAGAGUGUUAUAAUAAUAAUAUUGAAGAAGAACAUGAGGCACUUAGAACAGGUGUUAAGAUAUUUUUAACAAGUAAUGAGGUUAAUCAUUUAGAGGAUGCAUUAAAAAAUUUAUUCCAAGAAUUAAAUUAUGGUGUCAUUGAUUCAGUCAUACUAGCUUUUAAUCAUGGAAAAGAUACUUUAUUGGCAGAUUUAUUAACAUUAUGGGCUGUACUGGAGAGUUAUGUUAACAAACAAAAGAUCACACGUAUUGGUGUGAGUGAUGUAGAUACAGAACUAUUUAUUUCAUUGUACAACAAUUCAAUAAUAAAACCAACAAUUGUUCAAAUCAAUCUGAAUUCAUGUUGUGUUGUACCUGCUUCAUUACAAGAAUUUACAAAAGAUAAUGAUGUGCAACUUUUAACUCAUAGCGAUUCAUAUGAAAUUUUACCACAUUCAUGUUUGGUUGAAAUAUUUGAAAAACAAUCUGAAGUUAAUCUGAGAACACCUAAACUUGAAUGGAUAAUAAGAUACUUAACUCAUGUCAAAUGUAGAGGAGUAUUGGCUAGUAAAGGAUAUAUUGUUUGUCUUAAAUGUUUAUAAAUUAAAAUGAAUUUUGUGACAAAUAUUAUAAUGCACAUAUAAUUCUAUUUUGAUAUACAUUAUGUUUAAUUACAAGUAGAACAAAUUUAAAUAUAGUUUUUAUAAUUAUUAUGCUUUUAAAUAUGUUAUGUACUUUUUUCAUUUCAAGGAUUUGGUUUAAAUUUAUUUUUUAAUAAUGGUAUAUCUACACAUUCUUCCAAUAUUACAUUUAUAACUACUUGAUAAGUAUUUUUUGAUAGUUUUUUUUAAAAAUUAUAUAGACAUAAUUUUAUUUAUAUUUCAAAAAGUUAGUUUGUUAUGUUACCUAAAGUGUCAUUAGAUUUUUAGAAUAUCUUUAUUAUAGAUGUUUAUUUGUGUUAUGAAAUACUCAUAAAAUAUUGCAUUGUAUAAACAUUAAAAAUAUUUUUUUAUUAUUAAAAAUUACAUGAUUAUAUUAUUAUUUUUAUAUUUUAACAUUUUGUGCUUAAAUAUUCAAAUAAAUAUUUUCCUUGUA